Fomitiporia mediterranea MF3/22 is the source of this 1779-nucleotide messenger RNA. RefSeq names its product esterase 1. The record is from RefSeq and is a predicted model, not a curated record. NCBI's taxonomy places the organism in Eukaryota, Fungi, Basidiomycota, Agaricomycetes, Hymenochaetales, Hymenochaetaceae. The transcript has 11 exons. Bases 1 to 1665 code for a protein of 554 amino acids.
AUGAUUCCAUCACCGCUUGCCCUUCUACUAUCGCUUCUGAGCCUUUCCUACCUCGUUCAUGCAUUACCGGAAGUCAAAGUAGGUAAUACAAUAAUAUCCGGCUUGUCACUCCCAAAUUUCGAACAAGAUUUCUUCGGCGGCAUCCCGUUUGCCGAACCACCUACCGGAGAUUUGCGCUUCGCUCCUCCUGUUGUUAAACUUGAUCCAGGAGUUCCUUCACUCAAUGCAACUCAGUUUGGAGUAGCUUGCGCUCAAGGAUUGGGAUUUGGAGAGAACGCCUCGUCAAUUGACAGCCUUCCUAUGUCAGAAGAUUGUCUUACCCUUAACGUCUUGCGACCAAGUGACCAGAACACGACGGAAGGUGGACUUGUUCCCGUCCUAGUUUGGGUGUAUGGCGGAGGCUUUUCAAACGGAGCAGCUUUGUUGUACAACGGCAGUGCUAUCGUUGCGCAGAGUGUCCAGAGGGGUAGCCCAGUCAUCUACGUGAACGUAAAUUACAGACUCGGCCCAUUCGGGUUUCCACAAGGUGCAGAAGCAGAAGCACAAGGCGCAUUAAAUCUAGGAAAUAAGGACAUUCUGGCUGCAUUGACAUGGGUUCAAAACAACAUAGCGGCCUUUGGUGGUGAUAAAGACAGAGUCACUGUGUUUGGAGAAAGUGCGGGGGCAAUCUUACUUGCGGAGCUACUUCUCGAUCCACAGUUUAAUCUCGCUAGAGCUGCGAUACUUGAAUCGGGCUCAGCGGCUUCGAAUGGAUUAUUCAACACGUCCAGUCAUGAACUGGUUUGGCAGACACUCGUUUCCGCUGUACCUGAAUGUGAAGGCGCUUCAAGUAAUGCCACAUUUGGCUGCCUUCGUAAUGCGAGUACCGAAACGAUUAUCAAUGCUUCAAACCAUGUGUUCAGCACUAUACCCUCCGAAUUUCCUUUCGCACCCUUGAUCGAUGGCCCUGGUGGAAUUAUUCCUGAUCUUCCCUCUAAGCUGUUCAAGAAAGGCCAAUUUUCACGCAUCCCGUUCAUUUCUGGAACCAACUUAGAUGAAGGCACCCUUUUCAUCCCUACAACCUUUAACUCGACUGAACAGCUUCGAGAAUGGGUUAUUUCAAACACCUCUUCACCCGUGGUAACCAUGUCGGGUCCGGACCCGGUAGCGGACGAGAUUCUUAAACUGUAUCCCGAUAUUCCCGCUCUUGGGUCCCCGUAUGGUACUGGGAACGAAACAUUUGGUUUGAGCCCACAGUUCAAACGAGUUUCUUCUGUGCUGGGUGAUCUGGCUUUCGUUUCUGUAAGACGGGAGCUAGUAGAGACAGCCAGUGAGCAUGGGGUACGGGCAUUUGCAUACCUCUUCGCAGAUCCGCAGACAGCAGGCGAACCUUUCCUUGGAGUUUCUCAUGGUUCUGAAAUUCUGUAUGUGUAUGGCGCGCCACAGAACGGACCAGACUCCGUGGUAUUGAGCAGCACCAUGAUCGACUAUUGGGUCUCCUUUGCAACAACACUUGACCCCAACGAUGGUCUCGGAAAUGCAUCACGACCUUUGUGGACACAAUAUACUACUUCGUCUAAGGAUGUCAUGCAGCUCAGCAGUGUCAACUUGACGAUGAUUCCAGAUACAUUCAGGGAUAAACAAAUCUCAUUCUUGAAUGAAAAUGCGAAAAAUCUUAGUCACUGAGGAGCAAUGUGUCCUAUCAUUUCGUACUCAUUCAUUUUGUUAAUUAUUGCUUCGGAGGACGUUUUUUGUCCAACUGUGUGUGUCCUAAUAAUAUUGAUCUACCAAAUUUGCACA